UUUGUCAGUUGUGCACGCACCAUUGAGCAGGUCAGAGGCUCUCAUCGAGCGGGGAACAAACUAAAUUGGUGCGGAGUGUACGUGGAAGAUCGGUAGUUCGGCAGAUCGGCAGAUCGGAGCAACGCACGCAUACGAGCUCUCAGGCGCCCCAGGGCGAUCUACAAACAGCCAUGAUCUCGCAGCUGAAUCUGAUCGCAGUCGUUGGUGCUGUGGCACUCUGUGCUCUAGCAGUGGCAUCACCUACGACGACCACCAGCACCAGCACAGAGGCAGCACCCACAGAGCUAUCCAUGGAGUUAUCUCCUCAAUGCAAUUACACGCUAAUCAAAACCAAGACCCUUGGCGUUGAUCCCUCUUUCUGGAAGAAGUUCUUCACAAACUUGGUACCCUUUGUGGGUAGCUCGAGGAGUAAAAUGCAAUUUAUACUCUUCAAGCGGGAUUUUGCCGAUUGCGGAAGGGAAUUGCUCAUCGACAAUAAGGAAAAUCUGAAAAAGUCUGGCUUCAAUGCACGUCACCCGACACGAAUCGUCAUACACGGCUGGAUGAGUCAGAGCAAGGGUUCGCAUAUAAGGAAAGUGAAGAACGCAUAUCUGAGUCUCACCCAUCCGGGAGUGAAUGGAGAGCCCGCGCGCUACGAGGACUUCAAUGUCAUCGUCUGCGAUUGGAGCAAAGUCUCAACGAAUGUGAACUACUUUGGUGUGGCCAAUAUGGUAGAGGAUAUGGGCUUCCUGCUGGCCGAUCUAGUGCGCUAUCUGCACCUGAAUGCCGAUCUGCACUACGAUGAUGUUUAUGUGAUUGGCCACUCGCUGGGGGCACAGAUCGCGGGCAGUGCCGGCAAGCAGAUACAGCCGUUCCGGUUCAACACGAUCUAUGCGCUGGAUCCGGCGGGUCCCAAGUUCCGUGAUCAAACAGAUGACUACCGCAUCGAUGCUAGUGAUGCCUCCUACGUGGAGUCCAUCCAGACGAGUGUCAGUCUGGGCUUCGAGCAGCCCGUGGGGCAUGCCACCUUCUAUCCGAACUACGGCAAGAACCAGAAGAAAUGCUAUGUCUACGGCUGUUCCCACAAGCGGGCCCACGACUACUUUAUGGAGUCGCUGAUCAGUCCGGCUGGCUUCUGGGGUCCACGUGCCGAACGUCAUGCGGAUGGGACGUGGAUCCUGCUGCUCAGCGACGGUGAGUUCCGCAUGGGCGGAGAGCCAUCGAUACCCAAGAAUGGCACAUUCUAUGUGAAGACCUAUGCCAAGCCACCAUACGCCAUGGGCCACAGAUGGCAGAUGGAACCGGAUCCCGAAGAAGUUGAUGACAACUCAACAGAUGAAUAAGAGAUGGAAGAACUGUGAAUAAACUAUUGUUAAAAUACGAAAUGAAA
Molecule: messenger RNA, 1369 nt
Organism: Drosophila guanche
Lineage: Eukaryota; Metazoa; Arthropoda; Insecta; Diptera; Drosophilidae
Product: phospholipase A1 2
Exons: 3
Coding region: 171-1322 (383 amino acids)
Biological process (GO): lipid metabolic process
Molecular function (GO): lipase activity
Source: RefSeq, a predicted model, not a curated record